AUGUUCACUCUCAAGUAUCUAUCCAGAUCGUCAUUCAACCAAUUUUCAAGAAGGUCAGCUCAUUUUGACUUCGCAAAGUUCAAACUUUCUCCUGAAUAAAUCUAAAAAAUCUCUAAACAUUAGUCGCCUGUAAAUAUCAAUGAGGAAUCAAGUGAUGUGGUACAUUCUAAUUUUUCAAUAGAGUUCAACUAUAAGCCUAUAAAGAGUACCAAGUUCUAAGAGAUAGAUAGCACACUUAGAUUACAUAAUGAUGAUUUAGGAACUAUCAAGGUUACCGAUAUUGAUGGCAAGGGACCUUACUUGUACAGAGGCUACGAGGUGAGAUUCAACGGGCCAUCAGAACAUAGAAUAAACAAUAAAGCUUUCAACAUGGAGAUGCAAAUCUUCCAUGACUUGGUUGAGGGACCAAACAUGGAUCAGUAUGAUGAGAAGAAGGCAGUGGUGUCUCUUUUAUUCUAAAUCGGAGAAACUAACCAUCAUACAAUGGAGCACCUGAAAACAGAUAAGCUAGACACUAUCGACGAGGCAGACCUUGGGGAGAUCUUUAGAGAGUCUGACAAUAAACAUUUCUAUCAUUACAAGGGUACUUUGACAGUACCUCCCACCCAUUAAUUUGUAAACUGGUUUGUACUCAGACAUGUACUUCCCAUUAAGAAGAGUUUGAUUCAAAAUCUGGAGUCUCAUUGCAUUCAUCAAGAGGCGUUCCAUAAUUUUACAACCCUUUAACACCUCUAUGGAAGAAAAAUUGGGAAAAAUUUCAAAUGA
This is a messenger RNA of Stylonychia lemnae, 765 nucleotides long. The record is from the annotation of a GenBank genome assembly. NCBI's taxonomy places the organism in Eukaryota, Ciliophora, Spirotrichea, Sporadotrichida, Oxytrichidae.